UUCCGAAAAAUGGACAGACCUGCGAGGUCAAGACUGGCUUCCCUCGGUGACUUUCAGUUUGGAGCUGUCACCACGGAGACCAUCGAAGAUGCUCUGCUGCACUUGGCGCAGCAGAACGAGCAGGCGGUGCGGGGGGCCGCCGGCCGCAGGGGCGGCUUCCGAGACGCCAGGAUCGUGGAGUUUGUUUUUCUCCUGUCUGAACAAUGGUGUCUGGAGAAAUCUGUAAGCUAUCAGGCUGUAGAAAUCCUAGAAAGGUUUAUGGUAAAGCAGGCAGAGAAUAUUUGCAGGCAAGCUACAAUCCAGCUGAGUGAUAAGACACAGCCUCAGAAUUGGAAGGCUCUGAAAGAGCAGCUUUUCAGCAAGUUUAUCCUGCGACUUGUGUCAUGUGUUCAGCUGGCAAGCAAACUUUCCUUCCACUACAAAAUAAUUAGCAAUGUUACAGUCCUGAAUUUCCUCCAGGCUCUAGGGUAUCUGCACACUAAAGAAGAUCUUCUGGAGUCAGAGCUUGAUGUUUUGAAGACCCUGAAUUUCCAAAUCAAUCUGCCUACUCCCCUGGCGUAUGUGGAAAUGCUUCUGGAGGUUUUAGGCUACAAUGGUUGUUUGGUCCCAGCCACACGGCUGCAUGCCACCUGCCUGACCCUGCUUGACCUAGUCUAUCUUCUUCAUGAGCCUUUGUAUGAGAGCCUGCUGAGGGCUUCAAUUGAGAAUUCCACACCCAGUCAGCUGCAAGGGGAGAAAUUUAUUUCAGUGAAGGAAGAUUUCAUGCUGUUGGCAGUGGGAAUCAUUGCAGCGAGUGCUUUCAUCCAAAACCAUGAGUAUUGGAGCCAGGUUGUGGAUCACUUGCAGAACAUCACUGGCAUCGCCUUGGAGAGCAUUGCAGAGUUCUCUUACGCAAUCUUGACUCACAGCGUGGGAGCCAGUACUCCCAGCCGACAGCAGCCCGUUCCUCCCCACCUGGCUGCCAGAGUUCUGAGAGCUGCUGCUUCGUCCAACACAUGAGGCUGGCUGAGUCUGCCAGAUAUAAACAGCCUUCUGCCACUGCAAUCAUCCCUCCCUUUUGUUUAUUUUCAUACUCCUACGAAAGUUGCAAAUGUCUUUUGAAUUGUAUUUUGUAUUCCAAUUUCAUGCUUAUUUCUCUGGAUCAGACAGACUUAAGGCAAACCAUGUCUUUUCUGUUGCAUUGGACUGAAAAUGUCAAAGAGCAGGGAGAAGACAGAGUAUCAGUCAAGUUGGAUUAUUUUUUAUUAACAAGUUAUUUGUGGCUUUUAUUUAACUGUUACUUUCACUGAAAACAUGAGACUUGGAGAUUAGUAUUAACCAAGGGGCUCUAAAAACAAGAUCAUUUGGGUGACCCUGACUGAACAUCAAGAAGGUAAACUCAAUUUUACCUUAAAGUUAGUUUAACAUCUCUGUCCUGUCAUUCAGUCUACAAAUAGGACUACCUCUAUUAGUCUGUUAUAUUAGUUGUCUUAAAAAUGAAAACUUAUCAGGGCAGGGGAGACAGCAUAAUGGUUAUGUGAAUGACUUUCAUGCUUGAGGCUUCAAGGUCCCAGGUUCAACCUCCUUCACCAGAACAUACCAGAGCUGAACAGUGCUCUAGUCUCUCUCUGUAUCUUUCUCUCUUUCAUUAAAAUGAAAAUAAACAAAUAAAUAAAAUUUACCCAUCAAUAAA
This is a messenger RNA of Erinaceus europaeus (western European hedgehog), 1672 nucleotides long. RefSeq names its product cyclin N-terminal domain containing 1 (gene CNTD1). Bases 10 to 999 code for a protein of 329 amino acids. Gene Ontology annotation, biological process: reciprocal meiotic recombination. NCBI's taxonomy places the organism in Eukaryota, Metazoa, Chordata, Mammalia, Eulipotyphla, Erinaceidae. Gene Ontology annotation, cellular component: site of double-strand break. The record is from RefSeq and is a predicted model, not a curated record. The transcript is spliced from 7 exons.